Messenger RNA from Synchytrium microbalum, 2322 nucleotides. RefSeq lists its product as uncharacterized. Gene Ontology annotation, cellular component: membrane. The transcript has 13 exons. The record is from RefSeq and is a predicted model, not a curated record. Gene Ontology annotation, molecular function: ABC-type transporter activity; ATP binding; ATP hydrolysis activity. Bases 1 to 2322 code for a protein of 773 amino acids. Lineage: Eukaryota; Fungi; Chytridiomycota; Chytridiomycetes; Synchytriales; Synchytriaceae.
AUGUCGACAGACAAGAAGGAUGCCACCGGAACGAGUUCCUCGUGGGCCGUGACGGAUGAUACAAAACUUCGACCUGCCUUUUUCUCAUUCAAGGAUGUUGAAUGCAGAUUGAAGGUUAGAGGAGAAUGGAAGCAAUUGUUGGCAGGUGUUAGUGGUUAUGUCAAACCUGGUGAAUCUUUGGCCAUUAUGGGUCCAUCCGGAGCUGGUAAAAGUACCUUGCUGGAUGUAAUUUCCUUCAGAAAAACCACUGGUGAAUGGACUAAUGAUGUCCGCCUAAAUGGAGCACCAUUAACUCGUCGAGAAUUCAUUCAAAACAACGGUUAUGUUACCUCUGAUGAUUUGUUGCCACCAGAGUUGACUACUCGUGAAGCCUUGGAAUUCUGUGCAGCUCUCCGUUUGCCUGAGAGCUGGACUGCUGAGGAAAGACGCGCACGUGUCGACGAUGUCUUAACUUUGAUGCAACUUAACUAUGUCGAACACAACAAGAUCGGAUCAGCUUUGGUCCGUGGUCUUUCAACCGGUGAACGAAAGCGUGUUAAUGUUGCCGUCGAAAUGUUACCAGUAGCAUCAGUGUUGUUCUUGGAUGAACCAACUACUGGUUUGGACAGUGCAACUGGUCGUGCUAUUAUUGAAAACGUCAACGAAGUGGUCCGCCUCCGUAAACUGGCCUGCAUUGCUACCAUCCAUCAACCCUCGUACACCGUCUUGUCACAAUUUGACAACCUUUUACUUCUAUGUCCUGGUGGAAAGACAUGUUACUUUGGUAGAACCGCUGACGCCAUAUCUUACUUUGAAAGGUUGGGUAUCGCGAUUUCUGGCAAUCCAGCUGAAACAUAUGCCAACGAACAAGCUGCUCAACCCGACUUCCUCAUUUCGUCAUGGAAGGCAUCUUCAGAAUGUGCAGCUCUUGAAAAGAGAAUCAACGAUAUUCACUCUGGUCAAGGCUCCAUCAGCAACUAUGAAGCCUUCCACUUGAAGCAAGCAACAUUCUGGGAAUCAAUGGGCUUCUACCAACUCGCAUCCAGUCGCCUCCAAUUCUAUCAUUUGUUUGUCCGUCAGUUGACAAUUUACUGGCGAAACCCUCUCAUGUCCACAACCCGAUUUAUCUCUGCCAUCCUCGUCGGUCUCUUCUGUGGUGGUGCGUUCUAUGGACAAGAUUCUGGUUUCUACGGUCACGUCGGAAAAGGCUCUCUUGGUUUCACUAUUACGCUCAUGGUUCCCGGAUUCGGUUCGGCUGCUAUUGCAUACUGGCUCGAACGUAGAAAGCAAUACUACCACGAAGAGGCUGCUGGAUACUAUAACAAGCUUUGGUACCUGCUCGCACAAUAUGUCGUCGAAGUGGUUUUCUCUGGCACUAUGUGCUGUUUGGUGGCAUUGAUUGCACUACCUAUGGCUGGAUUUGACAACAAGAACUUGGCCGAAAAUGCUUUCACUCUAUAUCUGGAGGCUAUGUGUGUCUCGUCGCUAAACAUGAUUUGUGCAUACAUUGCUGGAUCUAUUCCAUACGCCAACGCAGCCUUCACCAUCCACUACUUCUUCUUCCUGUUCUGGACUAGUAUAUACUGUCCAGACGACUUCAUCUUGCCCAGAUCUUCACCCGUAAAAUACUUUUUCGCAUGGCUAUCAUACGAUCGUCUGUGGUUCUACCCUCUCAUGAGAAACGAAUAUCUCGGCCACCCCGUUACCUGCUCCAAAGACGAAUUAAUACCUCUUGAUGUCAACACUGCCUUAUACCAAGGAUUAGGAGACACCGCACUAGCCAUGAGCAUAACAGCUGCCCCAUCUCUAAACGCAUCUCUGUCCCCGCUGAAACACAUUGUCUUUGCAACAACAGCCCAGAACGCAUCUCUUGCUCAAUUAUUUACACUGGCCGCAAACGUCAAAGGUGCCACAGCCGCAUCAAACGCAGCUGCUGGUCUCUCUGCUACGACACAGACGUAUGCCACGAACUACCUCAACACUGCAUUAAGCGCUUACGCCACAUAUGCUGGUCUUGAUGCAACCAACACCCCAGCUGUUGUUCAGUCUGUAGCUCUCGCUUCUACUGCCCAAAGCGAGUUAGCUUUAGCAGCCCGUCUCAUCGCUGCGCCAGUCCCAACAGUGGAUUCCUGCCUAAUUACAGACGGAGAAAGUGGCCUCACAGCCAUCACUCACAUGACCAUAUACACCACAUUUGCAAACGGCUCAGUCUCUGGUAAGGAUAUCGACCACUGGGAUGUCACGCCCAAUGGCUUGUUGUAUGGUUUACAGGUCGUCUACGGUGUCUUUUACUUUGUGUUGGCUUGGGUCUCUCUUCGGUCUUGCAACUUUAGACAAAAGUAG